This is a messenger RNA of Drosophila obscura, 951 nucleotides long. It is a transcript of the gene Gem2, whose product is annotated as protein Gemin2. Gene Ontology annotation, cellular component: nucleus; SMN complex; spliceosomal complex. NCBI's taxonomy places the organism in Eukaryota, Metazoa, Arthropoda, Insecta, Diptera, Drosophilidae. Bases 127 to 864 code for a protein of 245 amino acids. Gene Ontology annotation, biological process: spliceosomal complex assembly; spliceosomal snRNP assembly. The transcript has 2 exons. The record is from RefSeq and is a predicted model, not a curated record.
UGUUUACAAAUUUGUCUAUAGCAGCCAAGCCAAACAUAUCAAAAGCGCAACGAUAGUGCUAGCAGCAAAAUAUCCUCUUUGGCUUGACACCUCUGUUUUGAAAUUUAUAGUUUAAGUGACAAAACCAUGGAGCACGACGCAGAGGAGCAAUCCUUUCAGCUACAGGCAUUGGCAAUACGCGAGCCAGAUGCCGGCUUCGAUCCCCAGCUGCCGCCACAGACCGGCGAGGAGUAUCUGAUGCACAUGCUGUACGAACGCAAACGCUGCCCGGCGGUGGUGACCAAGCGCUCGUCCAAGAUUAAGAAAGAUGUCUCCGACAGAGGCCAGGGGAUGCUGGAAAGCAUGCCCCUGCCGCCACACAAGUGCCUGCUGCCCACGCCAGAAUGGCGCGAUGAGCAGGCAAAGAGCUUCCAGGCAGCCCGUUGCCAGGUGCUCGAGAUGCGUGACGAACUGACUGCCCACAGCUAUGACCAGUCUGCGGAGCCACCACUCACCUCGGACAUCGAAAAGUGGCAGACAUUCUGCCGCGAUAGGCAGCCGCUGCUCAGUACCCUGUUGCACUUGAGCCAAAAUGAUUUGGAGCAUCUGCUGGAGAUGCUCAGCCAGUGGCUGCAGCCCGAGGAACCCGUGGAUUUGCUCAUCAGAGAUGUCUGGCUGGGCCGUUGGCUCUACGCCACUCUUGUCUGCCUGCAUCUGCCCCUGGAGCCAUAUGUGUACAGCACUCUGCGUGGCAUAGCGCGCUCCUGCAUCCAGCUGAGGAACCAACUGUCCGAAGAGGAGGUGAAGCGAGCAGCGCCCUACAAUCUGAUUAUAACACUGAUUGUCCAGGUCUUUGCCCAGACCGAUCUGGAUGCGUACCUUUAAGAGUUUUGUACCAACUAUCCAUAGAUAUAGAUAAUAGAAACACGUUUGUGUGGUGUGCGAAUGUUUAAUAAGCGGCAAAGACGCGUC